Molecule: messenger RNA, 2209 nt
Organism: Quercus lobata
Lineage: Eukaryota; Viridiplantae; Streptophyta; Magnoliopsida; Fagales; Fagaceae
Gene: DA1
Product: DA1
Exons: 12
Coding region: 612-2042 (476 amino acids)
Molecular function (GO): ubiquitin binding
Source: RefSeq, a predicted model, not a curated record
CAAAGAAUACUAGGAAAAACGGAAAAACCGAAAAAAACAUUCAAUUCCCAACUGGGUUUGAUGAAUUUUCGUCAAGCCCUUUUGGGUUGUUAUGUCCUGUCCUCCUAAUAAGGAUAUAUCAUCAUAUGAAAGCCUCAACUAGCUCUCUCUCCAAAUUUGACUUUGAAAUUGCGUACAAUCCAAGUACCCUUUCAUUAUUUCUUUGCAUAUAUUAUUGGGGGAAUUUCCUUGUACAUGUGAAAAAAAUCAAAAGUUUCAAUUUUUUUCCUUGGAACAAUCUUUUUUGGUCUGUCAGAUACUGCUUCAGAUUACGAGAGAUAAAAAGGCUGUCUUUUGUUUUUUCUUUGGUUUUUUAAUUUUUUUUUUGAAUAGAUUAAACACAAAGAGAAAGAGAAAGAGAAAGAAAGAAAAGGGUGCGAGUCUGAAACAAUCUUUAAAUUUGUUCAAUUGCUUAUGUUUAUACAAUCUCUGUGUUUGUAAUAUCUACUUUUGAGCCAAUUGGGAUCUUAGCUGAUCUGGGUCUCUUCUGCUUCAACCAUCUUGAUUUUUUUCAAGAUGCUUUAUGAGCAGGUAUAAACCUCUUUGACCAUGAGCAGAUAACAUUUGGCAUAAUGGGUUGGUUUAGCAAGAUUUUUAAGGGCUCAAGCCAUAAAUUUUUGGAAGGGCAUUAUGAUUCGAAUUAUGCAGAAGAUCCAAAUCAUUAUGGACCUUCUACCUCAGGGGAUGUGUGGUCAGAGAAUGAUGAAGAAAUAGAUCGUGCUAUUGCAGAAUCUCUUUUAGAAGAAAAUCAAAGAGGAACAAGAGUGAUUGAUCGUGAUUCUCAAUUGGAAGAUGAUGAACAACUUGCCCGAGCUCUACAAGAGAGCCUAAAUUUGGAAAAUGUGGAAUCUCCGCCUCCCCGAUAUGGACAUGGGAAUAUAUAUCAACCCAUGCCAAUGUACUAUCCUUUGGGGUCAAGAAUUUGUGCUGGUUGCGGGACUGAGAUUGGUUACGGAAGAUAUCUGAAUUGCCUUAAUGCAGUUUGGCAUCCUGAAUGCUUCCGAUGCCGUUCUUGCAACCUACCAAUUUCUGAUAAUGAGUUCUCUACAUCUGGAAAUUAUCCAUAUCAUAAAGCUUGCUACAAGGAGAAUUACCACCCAAAAUGUGAUGUUUGCAAGCACUUUAUUCCAACAAAUCCUGCUGGUCUAAUUGAAUAUAGGGCACAUCCCUUUUGGAUCCAGAAAUACUGCCCUUUUCAUGAACAUGACAAUACUCCUCGGUGUUGCAGCUGUGAGAGAAUGGAGCCACGAGACACAAGAUAUGUUUCCCUUAAUGAUGGUCGGAGGCUCUGUCUGGAAUGUCUGGACACUGCAGUCAUGGAUACCUAUGAAUGCCAACCUCUAUAUCUUGAUAUACAAGAAUUUUAUGAAGGUUUGAAUAUGAAAGUGGAGCAGCAAGUUCCGUUACUCUUGGUUGAAAGACAAGCAUUAAAUGAAGCAAGAGAGGGAGAAAAGAAUGGACAUUAUCACAUGCCUGAGACCAGAGGGCUCUGCCUUUCUGAGGAGCAAACCAUCAGCACUGUAAGGCGAACAAGGAAUGGGGCUGGAAAGAGAAAUGUGAACAUGGUAACAGAGCCCUACAAACUAAGCCGUCGUUGUGAGGUGACUGCAAUUCUCAUCUUGUAUGGUCUUCCAAGGUUGCUUACUGGAUCAAUCCUAGCUCAUGAGAUGAUGCAUGCAUGGCUGCGACUUAAAGGUUACCGGACUCUCAGUCAAGACGUUGAGGAAGGUAUCUGUCAGGUUCUAGCUCACAUGUGGUUGAGUUCCAAGCUCAUGUCAGGCAGCAAUGUUGCAUCAAGCUCGUCGUCUACUUCCACUGUAUUGAAAAGGGGUACAGGGUCUCAAUACGAAAAGAAGCUCGGGGAGUUCUUUAAACAUCAGAUUGAAUCAGACAUAUCCCAUGUGUAUGGAGAUGGAUUCAGAGCUGGCCAACAGGCAGUGCAUAAAUAUGGUCUUCCAAGCACCCUUAACCAUAUACAGAUGACAGGGUGCUUUCCUCCUUGAUGAAAAGUCUGUCUAGGUCCUUUGACUUUUUUUUUUCUUCUUUUUAUAGGGUGCUUCCUCUUUCAAUUUACUGAGUUUCAAUCCUGGCCUUUCCAUAUUAGAGCCUAAAGGCCAAAACGUGUAAGAACAAGUCUUUAUAGAAUAGUUUUGACAAGUGCUAAUUUUUA